AUGAAGUUCACAUCCGCUCUCGGAGGUCUCCUCCUCCUCGGCAGCGUCUCCGCCUCGCCAGUUGCCGACGACUCCAGUCUGCAAGCCCGCGGCAAGUGUCAGUACAAGGACAAGACCUGCUGCGCUCCUGACAAGGACGCCAUCGCCGACUACGGACGUACCGGCUACUACCCUUACCGUCAGACCAUCUACGUCAAGGCACACAAGAGCAUCCAGGCCGCCAUCAACAAGGCCCAUGCCGGUGACAAGAUCGUCGUCGCUGCCGGUAUCUACGCUGAGCAGAUCACCAUCAGCAAGGAUGGUAUUGAGCUCGUCGGCAAGAAGGGCGCCGUCAUUGUUCCUCCCAAGAAGUUCAAGAAGAACACUUGCUCUGGCAUUAGCGGUCCCAAGACUGAGGCCGGUAUCUGCGUCACUGGUCGUGGUGUCCAGUUGGAGAAGUUCAUCACCGAGCAUCGCAGAGUCCUCGGUGUCAAGACCAAGACUCAGGAUGUUUCCGUGAGUGGCUUUGAGGUCCGAAAGUUCUCUGGCCUCAACAUCGCUGUCGUGGGCUGCAAGAACACCCGCAUCACUGGCAACACCCUCACCGACGGCGGCAAGUAUGGUACUCUUACUGUCGGCUCGGUCAAGACCUUGGUUCAAGGUAACAAGGUCUCUAACACGGGACUUGGACCCAUCGCUAUCUGCAUGGACAACUUCUCCGAUGUCUUGGUCAAGGAUAACAACGUCGACAACCACAACGUCGGUCUCUGCGUCCAGACCGACGGUGCUGAUGUUCAGUACAACAGGGUCACGCAGAGCUGCGUCGGCAUCUUUGUUGAUCCUGGAACCAAGAAAGCCAAGAUCCGUCACAACUACAUCGGCCCUUCGAACCCCAAGUGUGGUGGUGCUGCAGGAAUCAUCCUCGACGGCACCAUUGGAGUCAAGGUCACCGACAACGUCGUUGAGGGCCAGCACAAGAACCAGGCUGCCACUGCCAUCGUUCUCGUCGAUGAUCCUUGCCCUCAGACUGGCCCUAACGUCCAGCUUUCUUGCCUGAAGCUCAAGGGGCCAGCCAUCGCCUCCAACAACAUCUUCAUUCGCAACACCUUCCGCGACAACGACUUGGAUAUCUUUACCAACACUACCGGCAAGGGCAACGUGUUUAAGUGCAACAACUGCAAGACCUCGUUCCCUAUCCUCGAUCUCUGCAAGCUGUAA
Fusarium keratoplasticum is the source of this 1197-nucleotide messenger RNA. Its product is annotated as Beta-helix domain-containing protein. The record is from RefSeq and is a predicted model, not a curated record. The transcript is spliced from 2 exons. Lineage: Eukaryota; Fungi; Ascomycota; Sordariomycetes; Hypocreales; Nectriaceae. Bases 1 to 1197 code for a protein of 398 amino acids.